AAAAUCUCCACCUCCGUUUCCCGGGGUCGGAGCGAACCGCCUUGCCAUUUUGUGACGCCUCGCGGUGUAUUUUACUUUUCGUAAACAAUAGGCUAAACACGUUUUUUUCCAGUAAAAUCUCUCGCGGCAGUUGAUAUUCAGUGUGUAUGCAAACGACAGUAAAAAUGUCGAAACGAAGGAUCGAGGUUAUGGACCCCUAUGUCAAACGAAAAAGUGACUCUCAGUCAGUUUGAUCGGCGUGUGGGCAGUAGUCUGUUGAAUAUUGAAGCACAUACGGUAGUUCCAACACUCCGGGAAUGUUUGCGAUCAAUAAACGACGAACGAAUAGGUUUGUGAAAUAUUAAUUGAUGGAAUUCUCAUGAUGGAGGACGAAUUUGGAGAUUUUUGCUGAGAGGUUUUCAUGAUUCCCUUUGGAGGUAGUGGAUCCCUGGGAAAACGUCAAACGAUGAUUUUCGUUGGAUAUAAACUUUUGCUUGAAAAUAUUUCCGAGGACUUCGGAAAAAAUAUUGGAUUUUAAUGCUGGACGAUAAUGCGGACACUGCAUCCUCCUCGUCCACCGUGACACCCUCCCUGGCCACAUCAAAAACCCCAUCACAACUGAAUCCCUACACUAAUUUACCGUACACUCCACGGUACUAUGAAUUCCUGAAGAAACGUAUAACCCUCCCAGUAUUUGAGUACCGAGCUGACUUUAUGCGUUUGCUGGCCCAGCACCAAUGUAUUGUCUUGGUUGGUGAGACUGGCUCUGGGAAAACAACACAAAUUCCCCAGUGGUGUGUCGAGUACUCAACGUUAAUGGGAUCAAAGGGUGUUGCAUGCACUCAGCCCCGUCGUGUCGCUGCCAUGUCAGUGGCCCAACGAGUCUCCGAGGAGAUGGAUGUACCCCUGGGUGAGCAAGUGGGCUACAGUAUUCGUUUCGAGGAUUGCAGUUCUCCGAAGACAGUUCUCAAAUACAUGACCGAUGGUAUGCUGUUGCGUGAGGGUAUGUCAGAUCCAAUGCUCGAGGCCUACCAGGUGAUACUCCUCGAUGAGGCUCACGAGAGGACUCUAGCCACCGAUCUGCUGAUGGGUGUGUUGAAGGAAGUAAUUAAACAACGCUCAGACUUGAAACUCGUUAUUAUGUCAGCGACAUUGGAUGCUGGAAAAUUCCAACAGUAUUUCGACAAUGCUCCACUAAUGAAUGUUCCUGGUCGCACACAUCCAGUGGAAAUAUUUUAUACACCAGAGCCUGAGAGAGAUUAUUUGGAAGCUGCCAUUAGAACUGUCAUUCAGAUUCACAUGUGCGAGGAAGUCCCCGGGGAUCUACUGCUCUUUUUAACUGGACAGGAGGAGAUUGAAGAGGCUUGCAAGAGAAUCAAGAGGGAAAUGGAUAAUUUAGGCCCUGAGGUGGGAGAGCUUAAGUGUAUUCCCCUGUAUUCAACACUCCCCCCAAACCUCCAACAGAGGAUAUUCGAGGCUGCGCCAUCGAAUAAAGCCAAUGGCGCCAUUGGGAGAAAGGUCGUUGUCUCCACAAAUAUCGCUGAGACCUCCCUGACAAUCGAUGGCGUUGUCUUUGUCAUUGAUCCUGGAUUUGCCAAGCAGAAGGUCUACAAUCCCAGGAUCAGAGUAGAGUCACUAUUGGUAUCGCCAAUUAGCAAGGCAUCGGCACAGCAGAGAGCUGGACGUGCUGGACGAACGAGACCUGGCAAGUGCUUCAGGCUGUACACAGAGAAGGCGUAUAAAAAUGAAAUGCAAGAUAAUACUUAUCCUGAGAUACUCCGGUCUAAUCUGGGGAGUGUUGUUUUACAAUUGAAAAAAUUGGGAAUCGAUGAUCUUGUUCAUUUUGAUUUUAUGGACCCACCGGCCCCCGAGACACUCAUGAGGGCCCUGGAGUUGCUAAAUUAUCUCGCUGCUCUCGAUGAUGAUGGCAAUUUGACGGAUUUGGGAGCAGUCAUGGCAGAGUUUCCACUGGAUCCACAACUCGCUAAGAUGUUGAUUGCUUCUUGCAAUCAUAAUUGCAGCAAUGAGAUUCUCAGCAUUACUGCUAUGUUAUCAGUCCCACAGUGUUUUGUGAGGCCAAAUGAAGCCAAAAAGGCUGCGGAUGAUGCAAAGAUGAAGUUCGCGCAUAUUGAUGGAGAUCACCUGACUCUGCUCAAUGUUUAUCACGCCUUCAAACAGAACAUGGAGGAUCCUCAGUGGUGCUACGAUCACUUCGUCAACUACAGGUCUCUGAAGAGUGGUGAUAAUGUUCGACAACAGUUGAGCAGAAUCAUGGACAGAUUCUCAUUGAAGAGAACGUCCACAGACUUCACAUCGAAAGACUAUUACAUCAACAUUCGAAAAGCUCUUGUCGAUGGAUUCUUCAUGCAAGUUGCACAUUUGGAGAGAACUGGACAAUAUCUAACCAUAAAAGACAAUCAAAUGGUACAACUGCAUCCUAGUACUUGUCUAGAUCACAAACCAGAGUGGGUGAUAUACAACGAAUUCGUCCUCACGACGAAAAAUUAUAUUAGAACUGUUACUGAUAUAAAACCUGAAUGGCUAUUGAAAAUAGCCCCACAGUACUAUGAUCUACAGAAUUUCCCUCAGUGCGACGCAAAGAGACAAUUGGAGAUGAUCCAAGCAAGAUUAGAUUCAAAGCAGUAUCAAGAAGGCUUCUAACCACGAGUUGUUUUAGAAAACUGUAAAAAACAUUUCGAUGAAGAUAUUCUCGACUAUCAUGUGGGUCCACUGCAUACUAACGUCGAUUUAAUGUUUAGUUUUAUUAAAUUGUCUCUGGUUGGAAUCUAUGGAAAAAAAUCAUAAUAAUGAGAUGAUGGGAAAAAAAUGGAAUUGUCACUUUGUACAAUCGAUGAUGAAAGUCGAUGAUGUGUUUCAAGGCAGAGAGAGAGUAGAUUAAUUUUUGUAUUGCCUUUUAAAAGUCGCCACUAAUAAUAGUGAUGAUUGUGUCAAAUGACUCACCUAGACAGACCGAUUAUUUUAAUUCACCGAUUUAAUUUCUUUGUCAGAUGUAUUUCAUUGCUUUCAUAAGUAUUUUCAGCUUUUCUCAUUGUUUCAUAUUUAUUGUGUCAUGAAAUUACUUGUCGCAGAUUUGACAAGGAUAGGGAUACACUAAUAAUCGUACGGAGAAUCAAUUUUACUUUUAUCCUAAGACAAUUUCAGUUCAGUCGAAUGGAUGAGAAAACAUGAAAUCAUGUGCAACCGUUAAUCAAAAGUCUCAGUCUGACCCCGGCAUAAUACUUAGUGUUAACAGCCAAUUACGCAUUCAUGUAUUUAAUUAAUGGAUAAUGAGCGCGUCUUAUUCGACAGUUUUCUCAUCUUCUCUUGUUUGUAACACUACAAUAGUUGAAAAAUGCGAAUGAGGUACAUGGAUCCUUUUGUCUCGUGGAAGUACACCGUUUAAGUUUUGUAAAUAAAUAAUCAUCAGGCAUUCAAUGGUCUGGUGGGAAUGGUAUUUCAUUAUUGUACGAAUUCAUUCCAAUAAAAUGAACAUAACAAAAGGUCA
This is a messenger RNA of Diachasmimorpha longicaudata, 3484 nucleotides long. It is a transcript of the gene Dhx15, whose product is annotated as putative pre-mRNA-splicing factor ATP-dependent RNA helicase PRP1. The transcript has 6 exons. NCBI's taxonomy places the organism in Eukaryota, Metazoa, Arthropoda, Insecta, Hymenoptera, Braconidae. Gene Ontology annotation, cellular component: spliceosomal complex; intracellular anatomical structure. Gene Ontology annotation, molecular function: RNA helicase activity; RNA binding; ATP binding. The record is from RefSeq and is a predicted model, not a curated record. Bases 517 to 2640 code for a protein of 707 amino acids.